Aspergillus ibericus CBS 121593 is the source of this 3603-nucleotide messenger RNA. It is a transcript of the gene chsF, whose product is annotated as chitin synthase CHS3. NCBI's taxonomy places the organism in Eukaryota, Fungi, Ascomycota, Eurotiomycetes, Eurotiales, Aspergillaceae. Gene Ontology annotation, cellular component: cell periphery; cell septum. The record is from RefSeq and is a predicted model, not a curated record. The coding region runs from base 1 to 3603 and encodes 1200 amino acids. Gene Ontology annotation, molecular function: chitin synthase activity. The transcript has 3 exons.
AUGUCGCUGCCUCAGCGUCCGGGGAAAGCCUCCCCGCGACGCGAAGAAACGUACUCCUCCUUCCGCGAGUCCUCCCGACGACGGCAUCGCACCCAUGAAAGCGGACAUCAGAAUGAUCCUUUGUCCGGUUCCCCCUCGGGGCACCGCCACCAUCGACAUCACCGCUCGCGCAGCUCCCGAAGACGCGGCGAUGUGGACGAAGAAAGAGGAGAGUUGGGCGCGGAGACCAGGCACAAGAAGACUCUGUCCAAACCGGAACGUAAUCGGGUCGACCCGAACCAUCCACACUACCAUUAUCGCCAAAAGUCACGGAAUAUGCCCACUCAUCCGUCGACGACUGGGGAUGAGCCCUUGAUGGGAACCGGUGGGGAGGGGGAGACAAAUAGCUCCCGGAGUACGGAAUCCAAGGCGAAAGAUGGGGUAUAUGUCACGCAAGGCAAUGUCAAUCAGCCCAUGGAACGACUUCCGAACCGACGUCGCAUCAAGAAGAGGCGAUCAUCGCGCAAGAUCACCCGAAGGGCUGCAGCAGCGGAAAAGAAACGGCAACAAGCGUUGGAACAGGUUCGGCCACCCAGUCCUUGGACCACGUACUGCGCCAUCAUUACGUUCUGGGCCCCGGACUUUGUUCUAAAGUGUUUUGGCAUGCCGCAAAAGGCCCAGCGGAGCGCCUGGCGCGAGAAGAUCGGCUUGAUCAGUCAGAUCCUGCUCGUCGGGGCCUUCGUUGGCUUCCUCACCUUCGGCUUUACAGCGACAGUAUGCGGAACCCCUCCGACGCGGUUGAGGAUCAACGAGGUCAGUAGCAACUACAUGAUCUUCCACGGCAAGGCCUACGACCUGUCCCACUCCACGCACCCGGCCGCUGCUGGGAUUCCCGCCGGGUCCAACGUUCUCUAUGACCUUCCCCACAAAUACGGAGGCCAGGACGGAAGCUUUUUCUUUCAGGAAGUCAACGGAGCCUGCAAGAAUCUGAUCACGCUCGCCGACGGAUCCGAUGUGCCCACCAACUCUGCCGGCGACCUUGCCUGGUAUUUCCCUUGUAAUGCCUUCAACCAAGACGGGUCGUCCAAGCCCAACUACACCGACCCCUAUUAUCUGGGGUGGGCCUGCCACACCUCGGGGACAGCUCGAAAAGCCUUCUACGACCUGAAGAGCUCCGGGGAUGUGUAUUUCACGUGGGACGAUACCAAAAACACGAGUCGCAAUCUGGCCGUGUACGACGGAGACGUCCUGGAUCUUGAUCUCCUGUUAUGGUUCAAUACCUCCCAGGUGAGCUACCCGGCCAAGUUCGAUGAGCUCCGCGAGAACCCCAAGGUGCGCGGGGUCGACCUCACGUACUACCUGCAGACAGGCCAGGAGAAGAAGGUCGGCCAGUGUUUAUCGCAGAUAAUCAAGGUUGGCAGUAUCGACACCGAUACCGUGGGGUGCAUUGCAUCCAAGGUGGUUCUUUAUGUGUCGUUGAUCUUCAUCCUGUCGAUUGUCGUGGUCAAGUUCGCGUUCGCCCUGCUCUUCCAGUGGUUCAUCGCCGCUCGGUACGCGGCUCCGAGGACCAGUAUGGGCACGGAUUCCAAGACGCGCAAUCAGCAGAUCGAGGAUUGGUCCAACGAUAUUUAUCGGCCCGGUCCCCGCAUGACGGAUCACAAUAUGAGCGAACGGGGUAAACGGGCGAGUUUUCUUCCCACCACGUCGCGCUUCUCGAGCCCGUACACCGUGAGCAACGGAGGGAAGCAGAAAUACCAGUACGUGACGAUGGCAAGCCAGAAUUCCACGACUCGGCUGGUGCCCGGUGCCACCAACUCGCUCUACAGGCAAAGCCAUAACAGCAGCGGUGGCAGUCUGGGGCUCGAGGGCUCCCGCCAUAAUGGAUCGGCCAGUCGAUCCAGCUUAGCCCUGGGACAGGAUUCGCGCUACUCGACCGGCAUGCUGGAAUCGGAAGUUCCCGGCAUGGGCGGAUAUGUUCACGAGGGGGUUAUUCCGCAGCCACCUCCAGAGUGGCAGCCGUACGGGUUCCCUCUGGCGCACUCGCUCUGCCUGGUGACAUGUUAUUCGGAAGGCGAAGAGGGUAUCCGUACCACGUUGGACUCGAUCGCCAUGACCGACUAUCCGAACAGCCAUAAAACCAUUCUAGUGAUCUGUGAUGGAAUGAUCAAAGGCAAAGGCGAGCAAUUCUCCACGCCGGAGAUCGUCCUCGGCAUGAUGCGGGACCCCAUUAUCCCAAAGGAUGAGGUGCAGCCGUUUUCAUAUGUGGCGGUUGCCACCGGAUCCAAGCGCCACAACAUGGCGAAGGUGUAUGCCGGCUUUUACGACUAUGGGGUGGACUCGAUCAUUCCGGAGGAAAAGCAGCAACGCGUCCCCAUGAUGAUCAUCGUCAAGUGCGGCACUCCGGCGGAGGAGAACAAGUCGAAGCCGGGCAACCGGGGCAAGCGAGACAGUCAGAUCAUUCUGAUGUCGUUCCUGCAGAAGGUCAUGUUCGAUGAGCGGAUGACGGAACUCGAGUUUGAGAUGUUUAAUGGGCUGUGGCAGGUGACAGGCAUCGCGCCGGAUUUCUACGAAGUCAUCCUGAUGGUGGACGCGGACACCAAGGUAUUCCCGGACAGCCUGACGCAUAUGAUUUCCGCGAUGGUCAAGGAUCCGGAAGUCAUGGGGCUGUGCGGGGAAACGAAGAUUGCCAACAAGACGGACAGCUGGGUGACGAUGAUCCAGGUAUUUGAAUAUUUUGUCUCGCACCAUCAAGCCAAGGCGUUCGAGUCGGUGUUUGGAGGUGUGACGUGUCUGCCCGGGUGCUUCUCGAUGUACCGGAUCAAGGCACCGAAGGGGGGCCAGAACUACUGGGUCCCGAUCCUGGCGAGCCCGGAUGUCGUGGAACAUUACUCGGAGAACGUGGUGGACACGUUGCAUAAGAAGAACCUGCUUUUGCUGGGGGAGGAUCGGUAUCUGUCGACGCUGAUGCUGCGGACCUUUCCGAAACGGAAACAGAUUUUCGUCCCGCAGGCCGUGUGCAAGACGCAGGUGCCGGACAAGUUCAAGGUGUUGCUGUCGCAACGCCGGCGCUGGAUCAACAGUACCGUGCACAAUCUGAUGGAGCUGGUCCUGGUCCGGGAUCUGUGUGGGACGUUCUGCUUCAGCAUGCAGUUUGUCAUCUUCAUUGAGCUCAUCGGGACGCUGGUUCUACCGGCGGCGAUCGCGUUUACAUUCUACGUGGUGAUCAACUCAAUUGUGCACCGGCCAGUGCAGGUGAUUCCGCUAGUGCUGCUGGCGCUGAUCCUGGGGCUGCCGGGGGUGCUGAUUGUGGUGACGGCACACAAGAUGGUGUACGUGCUGUGGAUGUUUAUCUACCUGCUGUCGCUGCCCGUGUGGAACUUUGUGCUGCCGACGUACUCGUACUGGAAAUUCGACGACUUCAGCUGGGGCGACACGCGGCAAACGUCCGAGGGGAAGGACAAGGGACACGAGGCCGGGGAGGGCGAGUUCGACAGCAGCAAGAUCACGAUGAAGCGGUGGCGGGACUUCGAGAAAGUAGAUCGCCGACUGCGGAUGCAGAUGCCGGGCUGGGGCCAGACAUCGGGGGCCUAUCCGACCUACCAUGACCCAUAUGGGGGGCAUUGA